Molecule: messenger RNA, 2534 nt
Organism: Anguilla anguilla (European eel)
Lineage: Eukaryota; Metazoa; Chordata; Actinopteri; Anguilliformes; Anguillidae
Product: ammonium transporter Rh type B-like
Exons: 1
Coding region: 10-1431 (473 amino acids)
Biological process (GO): ammonium homeostasis; ammonium transmembrane transport
Cellular component (GO): plasma membrane
Molecular function (GO): ammonium channel activity
Source: RefSeq, a predicted model, not a curated record
UUACGCACAAUGAAGCAGUCCACCAGCUUGAAGGUCCGGCUGCCCACGCUAGUGGUGGGGGUGGAGGUGGUCAUGCUCUUCCUGUACGCCGUCUUCGUCACGUACGACGACAACGCCGACGCUAAGAUGCAGACCAACGCCACGAAGCCCAUGGACAACGCGCUCUACCAGGACUACCACUUCUUCGCCGACGUGCAGGUGAUGAUCUUCGUGGGCUUCGGCUGCCUGCUGGCCUUCCUGCGGCUGUACGGCUUCAGCGGGAUGGUCUUCAACUUCCUGACGGCCACCUUCGCCAUCCAGUGGGCCAUCCUGGUGCAGGGCUACUUCCAGUUCUUCUCGGACGGCAAGAUCCGCCUGGGCGUGAUCAACCUGCUGAACGCCGAGUUCGCCUGCGCGGUGGUGCUCAUCUCCUUCGGCGCGGUGCUGGGCAAGACCAGCCCGGUGCAGCUGCUGGUCAUGGCCCUGCUGGAGGUGCCGGUGUUCUCCGUCACCGAGUGGGCGGUGCUCAAGUACAUCAAGAUCAACGACGCCGGGGGCUCCAUCCUCAUCCACCUCUUCGCCUGCUACUUCGGGCUGGCCGUCACCUUCGUGCUGUUCCGCCCCAGCCUGAACGACGGCCACGCCAAGGACAUCACCUCCUACCAGUCGGACAUCCUCUCGCUGAUGGGCACCCUGUUCCUCUGGGUGUUCUGGCCGUCCUUCAACUCGGCGCUCACCCUGAAGGGGGACGACCAGCACCGGGCCGUCCUGCACACCUUCAUCGGGCUCAGCUCGUCCACCCUCACCGCCUUCGCCCUCUCCGCCAUGCUCAACAAGAGGGGCAAGCUCACCCUGGCCGACAUCCAGAACGUCACGCUGGCCGGCGGGGUGACCGUGGGCGCCUCGGUGGACAUGAUGAUCUCGCCGGCGGCGGCGUUCGCGCUGGGCGUGAUGGGCUGCGUCGCCUGCAUGCUCGGCUACAAGUACCUCACGCCCUUCCUGGCCCGGCGCUUCCGCAUCCAGGACCAGUGCGGCAUCCACAACCUGCACGGGCUGACGGGCCUCAUCUCCUGCCUGGCUGGGAUCUGCGCCAUCCUCCUGGCCACGGAGGAGACCUACGGCCCCAGCCUGUACCAGACCUUCGCCUACCGCGCGCCCCCCGAGGGGGACCCCCGGCUGCUGGAGCUCCAGGCGCUCAUCCCGGGCCUCAAGCCGGGCCUGGGCCGGAGCGCCAAGCAGCAGGCCGUCUACCAGGUGGCGGCCAUUUUCUCCACCAUCUCGCUGGCGGUGCUGGGCGGCAUCGUCACGGGGUUCGUGCUGAAGCUGCCCUUCCUGGCCUCUCCAUCCGACGAAUGGUGCUACGACGACGAGGUCUUCUUCGAAGUGCCUUCUGACUUUGACACCGCGGACAUGCCCAAAGUUCUCAUCGACAAUCAGGAAAGCAAGGUUUGAGGCACCGCACGAUCCUGCCCGAAUUUCAGGACGUCACAGUGUCACCCGUGUGAAGGACAAUCACUAUGAAAAUGGCUUAUAAACCAAGGUUACCAUCUUAAGCUUCUGUGUCUAUGCAAGUAGACACAGCUGCAAUCUCGGGUGCAACAUACAUGAUAAUUAUAAUGGUGAGAAUAUUAACCCAUACUUUCAUAUACAUACUUUAAUUUGGUGAUUAUUUAUUUAUUUAUUGAACUUAUCAUAUUCUAACUAUGUUUUAUGACUAUUUAUAAACAUAAAUAUUUGAUAUUUCCAUGAUUUAUUAACAAGAACAUGUGGCAGGAAUAACAUAAAGCCAUGUCCAAACGAAUCCAGUGACACACGUAGGCUUUCUUUGGUUUGUGGCACAUUGUGUACAUAAAAUGUGUGUAGCGUACUGGGGAGUCAGCUUCAUUAAGCCCGGGGCUACACUCUGGAUCAGUAAUGCUCUUCACCACCGAACAGUAGAAGGGUAAACACAUGGUACAUCCUUUUUCUAACCAAAAACUUGACGUAAAGCUUGAAAAUGUAUUAAGUAUAAAUCGUGCUGAAGUUCAUUGUAUACGCGCACAAUCCUGGCAAGAUUCAUUUUUUAAAUCUUUAUUACUCCAAUAAUAACCAAACACCAUGAUGCUGCAUUAUACCUAGCAUAGACAUGCGCGCGCACACACACAUACACACACAUGCAGAGAGAGAGAGAGAGAGAGAGAGAGAGAGAGAGCUCACAAUAGAUUUAAAAAGUAGGAGUAGUAUUGUGUAUUACAGCAUCACGUGGAAAGCUUCAGUUAUGAUGUAUAGUUGGAGGAAUUUGAAGACCAAACACAAUGGCCAGUAUAAUGGGAUUAGGUCCUUUAUAACUCCAGAAAUUUCUCCUGCUGGAUUAUAUACUGUUUGAAUUUUCCUUUUAUAUUGAAGUGGUUUUACUUUUUUGUUCUUUACCAGACCAAAAGACUGCCAAACCCUCUGGUGCCCUGGGAAUUACAUACAUGUUAGUUGUAUGUUCGUACUUGUGUAUGUUAUUUUUUAUUCAGUGUUGUAAUUGCAAAGUUAUAUGUAUAUAAAAUGAAUAUGCAAAUUUGCCAAUA